AUGGAUUUCCUCAACGACGCCAUCAACGCUGAAAUCUCAAAGAAACGCAAGACAUUGGAGACAGCCAAGAACGGCAAUGCCAAAAAGAAGUACGUCAGCCGAGCUGAAUUAGAGCGAAUGCGUGAAGAGGAGUAUCUUCGACAAGAAGCUGAACAACAAGCCAAAGAGUUGGAGAAAAAGAGGAAACGACAGGAAGAAGAAGAGGCCAAGAGACGUGAGCAGGAAAAGGCCCAAGCAAAGAACACUGGCGAACAAAACAAGACGGAUGGAGAGGUCGAAGUGGAGACAUUCAAUAUCACCCGUGAGGAAGUUAUUCGACGAUUGCGAGCCAAGGGUCAACCUAUUCGUCUUUUCGGUGAAACGGAUAAGCAGUGCAAGAUUCGUUUACGUGCACUUGAAUUGAUGGAAGAGCAAUCAGAAGAGCAAGGUCAACGUAACGACUAUAUGCGUAAAUUGGAAGAAAUGGAGGAAGGCAUGCGUUUGGAAGCUUUGAAACAAAAGGCGGGUGUACGAGAUGAGAAGAAAAUCAACAAGAAGCUCAAAAAGGCAGAGUUGAUCGUGGAGCCUAUUGAUCUCAACUUAUUGCAAAGUGAUUUGGAUCGACUAUUUGCACAAAUCUAUUCCUAUCUGGUGCACACAAUGGAUGAAUGGGAAGAGUUUAUGGAUGCACGGCCCGAGGAAGAAAAACAAAGCGGGCAAGGAAAGCGAGCAGCCGUACUGCAAAAGCAAACCGCCGAUUAUAUGAAGCCAUUGUUACGACAACUCAAGAAGCGGACAUUGGAACCAGACAUCUUGGCACGCGUAGCUGAGAUCACUCACCAUAUGCAACAUCGUCGAUACCGUGAUGCUCAGGAUUCUUACCUUCAAUUGUCUAUCGGUAAUGCACCAUGGCCCAUUGGUGUCACCAUGGUUGGUAUUCACGAGCGUUCUGCACGUGAAAAGAUUUUCGCAUCCCAAGUUGCCCACGUGUUAAACGACGAGACCUCACGUAAAUGGAUUCAAUCCGUCAAGCGUUUAAUGACUUUUGCACAAUCGAAAUAUCCCCCUGAUACUUUGAGCCAAAUGUCUUAA
This is a messenger RNA of Lichtheimia ornata, 1071 nucleotides long. RefSeq lists its product as uncharacterized. Gene Ontology annotation, biological process: RNA splicing; generation of catalytic spliceosome for second transesterification step. Gene Ontology annotation, cellular component: U2-type post-spliceosomal complex; U4/U6 x U5 tri-snRNP complex; U5 snRNP. NCBI's taxonomy places the organism in Eukaryota, Fungi, Mucoromycota, Mucoromycetes, Mucorales, Lichtheimiaceae. The transcript has 8 exons. Bases 1 to 1071 code for a protein of 356 amino acids. The record is from RefSeq and is a predicted model, not a curated record.